Anthostomella pinea is the source of this 1371-nucleotide messenger RNA. The record is from the annotation of a GenBank genome assembly. NCBI's taxonomy places the organism in Eukaryota, Fungi, Ascomycota, Sordariomycetes, Xylariales, Xylariaceae.
AUGGUAUACCUCGCCAUAGUCUUGUGGUCGACCAUCGGGGGUCUACUGACUGCAUUGGCUGUGGCUUUGACGAUGCUCCCCUCCCGAUAUGUCAAGCAAUCACCCGCCUCCAACCAAUCUGUAUCCGUCCAAAUCUUAGUGCUUGGAGACAUUGGACGCAGUCCACGCAUGCAGUACCAUGCCCUGAGUGUUGCAAGACAUGGCGGAAAGGUUGACAUCAUUGGUUAUCACGAGUCAGCACCAUACCCGGGUCUCCUCUCCGACCCUCGGGUCAAGAUACAUCCCCUGGCACCCCCUCCCGGUGUGCUCAAGUCCAAGUCUAUUCCAUUCGUCAUAUCUGGACCUUUGAAGGUAUUGUGGCAGAUCUGGACCUUGGUACGAGUCCUUGGCUACACCGCACCGCCUGCGAGAUGGCUUUUGGUCCAGAACCCCCCUUCGAUUCCCACUCUUGCCAUCUCUCUACUGGUGUCUGUUCUGCGCAACACCCACCUCAUGAUUGACUGGCACAACUAUGGCUGGACAAUCCUUGCGGGAACCAAGGGACGGAAUCAUCCAUUCGUGGAGAUAUCUAAAGCAUACGAAUGCGCUUUGGGCCAAGCAGCGCCGACUGCAAACAUCACUGUCACCCAUGCAAUGGAAAGACAAUUGAAGGAGGAGCCUUAUAACAUUAAAACGCCGAUCUUUACCCUUCACGAUCGGCCCGCUGCAAUCUUCCAGCCCCUGGAAUCACUCCCGGAUCGAAGAGACUUCCUCGAGAGAUUGCCUGAGACGAAGGACUUUGCGGCCAAUAUCAUGGCUGGCGAAACCAAGCUCAUCGUCAGCAGCACUUCGUGGACACCGGAUGAAGACUUCUCUUUACUGCUUGAAGCGCUGGUCUCUUAUGCGCGGGAAGCUUCUGCCCCUCCUAUCAUCGCGAUCAUCACGGGUCGUGGGCCUCAGAAGUCAUACUACGAAGAACAGAUCGAGGAGUUGCAGAAAAUGGGGCGACUACCGAAUAUCCGCAUACUCACGGCCUGGCUCUCCAUGGAGGAUUAUGCGACACUCCUAAGUUGUGCUGACCUUGGCGUAUGUCUUCACAUGUCUAGCUCAGGGGUAGAUCUGCCUAUGAAGGUAGUUGACAUGUUCGGAUCGGGACUCCCCGUUGCCGCUUACUCGGGCUAUGAGAGCUUUGGCGAGUUGGUCAAGGAGGGAGUCAACGGAUGCGGAUUCGAGACUGCAGACGAGCUCUCAUUACUUCUACAGAGACUAUUCAGUGACGAAGGGGCCGACGAGCUGAGAACCCUGCGCCAGGGAGCGACAAAGGAGAGCGCUCUACGAUGGGACGAAGAAUGGGAUCGAGUUCUUGGUCGUGUUUUCGGACUCAUGGGUUGA